Molecule: messenger RNA, 1026 nt
Organism: Acomys russatus (golden spiny mouse)
Lineage: Eukaryota; Metazoa; Chordata; Mammalia; Rodentia; Muridae
Product: egl nine homolog 1-like
Exons: 1
Coding region: 14-877 (287 amino acids)
Biological process (GO): peptidyl-proline hydroxylation to 4-hydroxy-L-proline; cellular response to hypoxia
Cellular component (GO): nucleus; cytoplasm
Molecular function (GO): peptidyl-proline 4-dioxygenase activity; ferrous iron binding
Source: RefSeq, a predicted model, not a curated record
CCCUGCCGCGGCCAUGGCCAGUGACAGCGGCGGGCCCGGCGCGCUGAGCGCCAGCGAGCGCGACCGGCAGUACUGCGAGCUGUGCGGGAAGAUGGAGAACCUGCUGCGCUGCGGACGCUGCCGCAGCUCCUUCUACUGCUGCAAGGAACACCAGCGCCAGGACUGGAAGAAGCACAAGCUGGUGUGCCAGGGCGGCGAGGCCCCCCGCGCGCAGCCCGCGCCGGCGCAGCCCCGCGUCGCGCCCCCGCCCGCUGGGGCCCCCGGAGCCGCGCGCGCCGGCAGGGCGGCCCGGCGCGAGGACAGCGCGGCGGCCUCGCGCGUACCGGGCCCGGAGGACGCGGCGCAGGCCCGGAGCGGCCCCGGCCCGGCUGAGCCCGGCUCCGAGGAUCCUCCUCCGGCUAGUCGGUCUCCGGGCCCGGAGCGCGCUAGCCUGUGCCCAGCGGGCGGCGGCCCCGGGGAGGCGCUGAGUCCCAGCGGUGGGCUGCGGCCCAACGGGCAGACCAAGCCGCUGCCCGCGCUGAAGCUGGCGCUGGAGUACAUCGUGCCGUGCAUGAACAAGCACGGCAUCUGCGUGGUGGACGACUUCCUGGGCAGGGAGACCGGGCAGCAGAUCGGCGACGAGGUGCGCGCCCUGCACGACACCGGCAAGUUCACGGACGGGCAGCUGGUCAGCCAGAAGAGUGACUCUUCCAAGGACAUCCGGGGGGACCAGAUCACCUGGAUCGAGGGCAAGGAGCCCGGCUGCGAGACCAUCGGCCUGCUCAUGAGCAGCAUGGACGACUUGAUCCGCCACUGCAGCGGGAAGCUGGGCAACUACAGGAUAAACGGCCGAACGAAAGUAAGUGGCUGGGGCUCGCGUCCGAAGGAGGGUCUGUGAGGACCGCCCCCGCCCCCGCAGACCUGGGGCCGGCGCUCUGCUUCAGCGUGGCUCCUUUUGUCCCUGUAGUAGCCACGGUGUGGACCCUGCCGGAGCCCUGGUCACGCAUGGGGGAGGCGUUAGGGUACCGGCCACCUCGGGUCUGGGUG